UAUUGCAGACUGUGGAUCAUGGGGUUUGCUGAGAAGGCCCGGCCCUUGUAUGAGGGAAGUAAAGAGACCCCAAACUGGACUUGGACUGAACCAAUGAAACAGGCUUUCCAGACACUCAGACGGGCCCUACUAGAAGCCCCAGCCCUUGCCCUGCCUAACCCAAAUAAGCCAUUCCAGCUGUUGGUAGAUGAAAAGCAAGGAAUAGGAAAGGGGGUCUUGACGCAACAAUGGGGACCAUGGAAGCGGCCAGUGGCAUACCUUUCGAAGCGAUUGGACCCAGUGGCCGCUGGGUGGCCCCCUUGCCUUCGCAUCGUCGCAGCCACUGCCCUCCUCGUCCGCAACGCUGACAAGUUGACGUAUGGACAGCAACUCUUGGUUUACACCCCCCACGCCGUUGUAAGGGUUUUGAAGCAGCCGCCGGGUAAGUGGAUCUCCAAUGCCCGCUUGACACAUUACCAGGCCUUGCUGCUGGAUGCCCCACUUGUGCGUUUUCAGACCCCUUGCUUCCUGAAUCCGGCCACGCUCCUACCUAACCCAGAAAAAGACCGCCCUCUCCAUGAUUGCAGUGAAAUACUGGCUGAAGCCCUGGCGGCACGAAAAGACUUAACUGAUAUACCCCUAGACAACAGUGAGCUCGUAUGGUUCACCGAUGGGAGCAGCUAUGUAAAAGAUGGGCAAAGGAAGGCGGGAGCCGCCAUAGUUGAUGAUUCAGGACAGACGAUAUGGGCUGAGACACUUCCCACAAACACUUCUGCGCAAAAAGCAGAAUUGAUUGCCCUAAUACAGGCUCUGGAGCAAGCCAAAGGGAAGAGAGUCACCAUUUUUACUGACAGCCGAUAUGCUUUCAGCACUGCCCAUAUUCAAGGUCCAAUAUACCAAGAAAGGGGAUUUCGGACAGCUGAGGGAAAAGAAGUCAAAAAUCUGCCCGAGAUUCGCAGGCUCCUGGAAGCUGCCCAACUGCCUGGGCAGUAGCAAUGGUACAUGUACCCGGU
Messenger RNA from Odocoileus virginianus texanus, 992 nucleotides. The record is from RefSeq and is a predicted model, not a curated record. NCBI's taxonomy places the organism in Eukaryota, Metazoa, Chordata, Mammalia, Artiodactyla, Cervidae.